Molecule: messenger RNA, 432 nt
Organism: Rotaria sordida
Lineage: Eukaryota; Metazoa; Rotifera; Eurotatoria; Philodinida; Philodinidae
Source: the annotation of a GenBank genome assembly
AUGAAUACGAGUCCUCAAGAUAUUGGCUCUAUUCAAAAGUCAGAUUUUGUCGUGCUCAACGGGCGUCCAUUAAAAGUCGUUGAAAUAACACAUUCUAAACCAGGAAAACAUGGUCAUGCAAAGGUUCAUUUGGUUGGCAUUGAUAUAUUUACAGGUCGUCGUUAUGAAGAUGUUCGUCCAGGAGGACAUAUGAUUCAAGUGCCAAUAGUUGGUAAAAAGGAUUAUCUUAUUGUAAAUAUUGAUUCGGAUGGCUACGUUACGUUACUUAAUGAAGGUACAUGCAAUAUACGUAGUGAUAUAAAAUUAAAUAACGAUGCGGACGUAACCCGUCGAUUGCUCGACAAGUACCAUGAAGGCGACGGUCAGAUCAAGGUUACCGUUCUCAAAGCACUUGGCGAAGAGCAAAUUAUGGCAUUCAAAAUGAUAGAUUAG